Venturia canescens is the source of this 1713-nucleotide messenger RNA. It is a transcript of the gene wbl, whose product is annotated as endoplasmic reticulum protein 29-like protein wbl. The record is from RefSeq and is a predicted model, not a curated record. The coding region runs from base 688 to 1428 and encodes 246 amino acids. Lineage: Eukaryota; Metazoa; Arthropoda; Insecta; Hymenoptera; Ichneumonidae. The transcript has 4 exons. Gene Ontology annotation, biological process: protein secretion. Gene Ontology annotation, cellular component: endoplasmic reticulum; endoplasmic reticulum lumen.
AAAACUUCGUUCAGAUCAGUUUUGAAGUACUUCACUUCGCCUUCGGAAAGACUAGAAAUACAAAUACGAAACUUUUUUUCUACAUAAAACCUCAAAGUCUGCUCGAUUCUGCAUGGAAUGACUCGCAUAUAUUUAUUGUCUAUUUAGAGCACUUUUGCCAUUACAUAUUAUGAUGAUGUGAAAAAAUGCCCCAGCACGGAUGCAAGCCAAUUUCGGAUAGAAGUCGGAAAAUAUUCUGGGAAGAUCUCUUUUGUGUUCGUAGUGAAUUCGGAAAAAAAAUUCUGAAUAAAACUGAAAGGAAUCGAUUGUUAUUCAAACGUAUUGCCGUGAAAGUGUUAUCCUCUCGCUAACCAUUUGACACUAAUACUCUAAUUAGAAGUGUUCGUUGGAGAAGUGGAAAAAAAAUUCGGCAGCGUUCUAUAACUGUAUAUUUACAUAAUCAUUCGAGUAUGGAGGCAUUGAGAAAGUAGUGGUGGUUGUUCGGCGGUGUGCCGGACCUAACAGCGUCACAGACGUUAUCAACAACGUCAGGAGUUCGCAGCGCUCGAGUGUCUCCGGUCAGCAAAAGUUUUAAUUCUCUCAGACAUUAAAUUACGAAACGUUUAUUGAAUUCGUGAAUUAUUUCUUACGUCAGAAACACACACAAUUUACACAUUAAUAAUUUUUAAUACGAGAAAGAAUAUAAAUAUGAAACUACUCGCUUCGUUGAUUGUUGUCGGUGCUUUGGUUUGCCACGUCGCCGCAGAGGAUUGUAAAGGAUGUGUUCCUCUCGACUCAGUGUCCUUCGACAAAGUAACCUCAAAAUUCAAAGCAGCCGUGGUAAAGUUCGAUGUCGCUUUCCCUUACGGUGAAAAACAUGAAGAAUUUGGCAAAGUAUCGGCUGACACGAAAGACUCGCUGGAUCUCCUCGUCGCCGAAGUUGGCGUGAAGGAUUUUGGCAACAAGGAUAAUUCUGAUCUUGCACAACGUUACGACGUUAAGAAAGAAGAUUUUCCUGUGGUGCUGCUUUUCGUUCAGGGACAAAGCAAACCGUUCAGAUUCGUCGCUAGCAAAGAUGAAGAUUUUACCGCCGAAAAUAUUAAACGAUUCAUCAAAGCGAAAUCUGGUGUAUAUUUAGGACUGCCCGGUUGUGUCGAACAGCUCGACAGAAUCGCUGAAGAAUUCAAGACGUCUGGUGAAAAAGAUCGGCAGGGUUUACUAAACAAAGCGAAAGUAUUCGAAGAAACAUUGCCAGAAGAGCAUCGAACUGCUGCAAAAGUAUAUGUGAAAACAAUGGAAAGGAUAAUGGAGCGAGGUGACGUGUUCGUUCAGACAGAAAGGACACGAAUCGAGGGUUUGCUUAAGGGCAAAUUGUCGAAGGACAAAAAGCGCACAAUGGAGGAGCGACGAAAUAUUUUGCAAUCUUUUACGCACAGGGACGAGUUGUGAACAGCUAAUAAAAUUCAACCAAAAUGGAAAAAUCGAUCCUAAUCAUCGGCACAGAAUUGGGAAGGGUUAUUGCUCGUUAAUCAUUAUGCAAUAUUGUCACGAGUAAAAAAAGGACAGAAUCGGUUUUUGAAUCAACCACAAUCUUGGACUUCCCUCUUGUUGUGACCAUGCCAUAUCGUAUAUGGAAAUCUUGUAAUAACUCUGUUAAUAAUAUAUUUAAAGAAGAACGAUUUAAAAGUGAAAAAAUAAAAAAAAAAGGAAACGUUUCAUAUUGAUGUUGAGCAA